Molecule: messenger RNA, 3498 nt
Organism: Saxophila tyrrhenica
Lineage: Eukaryota; Fungi; Ascomycota; Dothideomycetes; Mycosphaerellales; Extremaceae
Gene: BMS1
Product: Glycoside hydrolase 2 (Mannanase, beta-galactosidase)
Exons: 1
Coding region: 1-3498 (1165 amino acids)
Biological process (GO): endonucleolytic cleavage of tricistronic rRNA transcript (SSU-rRNA, 5.8S rRNA, LSU-rRNA); maturation of SSU-rRNA from tricistronic rRNA transcript (SSU-rRNA, 5.8S rRNA, LSU-rRNA); ribosome biogenesis
Cellular component (GO): nucleus; 90S preribosome
Molecular function (GO): GTP binding; GTPase activity; U3 snoRNA binding
Source: RefSeq, a predicted model, not a curated record
AUGGCGGGUGAAGACCAAUUACACCGGGCGCAUCGCCCUUCGAAGCCGAAGAAGAAGCACGACACCAGCCAGCCGAAUCCGAAAGCCUUCGCCUUCUCAGCUCCAGGACGACUAGCCAAGCAAGCAGCGCGAAGCCACGAUGUGCGCGAGAAGAGACUACACGUCCCGCUGGUCGACAGACUACCGGAAGAGGCGCCACCUCUGGUCGUAGGAGUAGUAGGUCCGCCAGGUGUGGGCAAGACCACGUUGAUCAAGAGCCUGGUGCGAAGAUAUACGAAGCAGACGAUCUCCGACCCUCGAGGACCGAUCACAAUUGUCACGAGCAAGAGGAGACGACUUACAUUUAUUGAGUGUCCGAGCGACAGUCUGGCGAGUGGCAUAGAUGUGGCGAAAGUCGUGGACAUCGUGUUACUCAUGAUCGAUGGCAACUAUGGCUUCGAGAUGGAGACGAUGGAGUUCUUGUCGGUACUCUCGAGCACCGGUAUGCCUGGCAACGUCUUCGGCAUCCUCACACAUCUGGAUCUGUUCAGGAAACAGGACACUCUGAAGGCGCAAAAGAAAAGGCUGAAGCAUCGAUUUUGGAGUGAGUUGUACCAAGGUGCCAAGCUGUUCUACCUCAGUGGUAUCAUCAAUGGAAGAUAUCCUGAUCGCGAGGUGCUGAACUUGUCUCGCUUUCUCUCGGUUAUGAAGAACCCUCGACCGCUGGUCUGGCGCAAUUCGCACCCCUAUGCUGUCGCAGAUCGAAUGCUGGACAUCACGCCACCUACACAGAUGGAAGAGAAUCCGAAAUGUGAUCGGACGGUCGCUCUCUAUGGAUACCUACGAGGAACGAAUUUUCCAAGUCACGAUGCUAGGGUCCAUGUGCCUGGUGUUGGAGAUCUCUCAGUUGGGGAGAUUGAGGCCUUGCCUGAUCCUUGUCCGACACCUCACUUCCAGCAAGCCAAGGAAAGAGCUGAUGGGUCCAAGAAGAGACGGCGUUUAGGCGAGAAGCAGAAGGUCAUCUACGCUCCGAUGAGCGAUAUAGGUGGCGUGCUGGUUGACAAGGACGCUGUGUUCAUUGACAUCAAAAGCAACACAUUUGACUUGGAGGAUGAGGAUGCUGAAAGAGGUCUGGGCGAACAAAUGGUGGUGGGUCUGCAAGGUGGACGCAGAAUGCUCGGUGAAGAUGAUCGAGGCAUCAGCCUUUUCAACAGCGGCGAGCGACUGAAAGAGGUCCAGGACGAUGAUGUUGACAACACUGGCCGGAAGAACCGACGGCAACCAGCCGCUCUCGAUCAAGAUGAGGACGGUGAAGAGGCGGAGAAUGAGGUCGACGAAGGGUUUGAAAGUGGCGAGAGCGACGACGAUGCGGACUUGGAGGCGCUACAACAGGCGCCUGAGAAGAUCGGCAGGGCACGGAAAGACAAGCAGGUCGAUGGUGACGUUGCUUUUGCAGAUUCAGACAGUGAUUUGGGUUCCAUCUCUGGCGAGGAGGACGCAGACGAUGCGGACGGCGAUGCUGAUGGUUUCGAAGAAGACGGUGAUGGAGAAAUCGUUGAUGGAGAGGACUUUGACGAAGACGAUGAAGGCGAGUUGAGAUGGAAAUCGCAGCUUGCAGAGCGCGCGCAAGAACUUCAUGGACGAAGACGCCCGUAUCGGGUAGCGGAGCUGGCGAAGAUGAUGUACGAUGAUAUGCUAUCUACUGCUGAAGUCAUCAAGAAGUGGCGUGGAGAGGACCAAGGUGAAGCGUUGGAGAAGGACGGCGAGCAAGAUGACGGCUUCUUCAAGCGACGAGAGGACACGGCCAAUUUGGACGAAGAUCGCAUGAUCCCAAUGCUUGACUAUGAAGCCCUUGAAGACAAGUGGACGAAUGACGACAAUGUCGAAGCUCUGCGCCAUCGGUUCGCUUCUACGAGAGUGACUGGCGCCAACGCUGAAGCGCUUGAGGAGGACGAUGACGAUCUUGAUGCCGAUGGCGAUGAUGACGAAGGUGACGGCGCUUUCGAGGAUUUGGAGGCUGAAACAGAUGCGGCUGGUGAGGAGCCGGACUCAUUAGAAGCUGAACGAGAGAAGAACGCAAAGCGAAAAGAAGAGCUGAAGCUACGGUUCGAAGAAGAAGACCGAGAAGGCUUCCUCAACCCGAAGAACACUAAUCGUCAAGCCUCCGGUGCAGACGAACAGCACGAAUAUGGCGAAGACGAGUGGUACGACGCGCAAAAGGCAUUGUUGCAGAAGCAGCAGGACAUCAACCGCAAGGAGUUCGAGAGCCUCGACGACAUCUCACGGGUGCGAGCGGAAGGCUAUAAAGCUGGAACCUACGCCAGACUGACCUUGACGAACGUGCCGUAUGAGUUCGUCGCGAACUACAACCCUCGCUUCCCUCUCCUCCUCGGCGGCCUGCAACCGACAGAAGAGCGCGUGGGCUAUGUCCAAGUCCGCAUCAAGCGCCAUCGCUGGCACAAGAAGAUCCUCAAGACCAACGACCCGCUCAUCUUCUCCCUCGGCUGGCGUCGCUUCCAAUCAAUUCCCAUUUACAGCACCUCCGACAACCGCACGCGUAAUCGCAUGCUUAAGUACACACCGGAGCACAUGCACUGCUUCGCCACUAUCUAUGCCCCGCUGGCCACACCCAACACCGGCUUCUGCUGCGUGCAGAGCUUCAGCAACAAGAACCCCGGCUUCCGCAUCGCCGCUACAGGAGUCGUGUUGAACGUUGACGAAGGCACCGAGAUCGUCAAGAAGUUGAAGCUCAAAGGCCACCCUUACAAGAUCUUCAAGAACACCGCUUUCAUCAAAGACAUGUUCUCCUCCGCCCUCGAAAUCGCCAAGUUCGAAGGCGCAGCCAUCCGCACCGUCUCUGGUGUCCGCGGACAGAUCAAGAAAGCUCUCAGCAAACCCGAAGGUCACUUUCGCGCAACCUUCGAGGACAAAGUGCUAAUGAGCGACAUCAUCUUCCUCCGCGCCUGGUACCCCAUCCGGCCCCGCCGCUUCUACAACCCCGUCACCAACCUCCUGGACACCACCGCCGGCGGCACCGCCGACGCCUGGUCCGGCAUGCGCCUCACCGGCCAGAUCCGGGCCGAACAGAACCUCCCCACCCCGAAAGACCAAAACUCUCUCUACCGCCCCGUCGAACGCGCGGAAAGGCACUUCAACCCCUUACGCGUGCCGCGCAAACUCCGCGCCGACCUGCCGUAUAAAUCGCAGAUCACGCAGAUGAAACCGCAGAACAAGCAAUCGUACGCCCAGAAACGCGCGGUGGUGUUGGGAGGAGAGGAGAAGGUGGCGAGGAGGCUGAUGCAGCAGGUCAUGACGCUGCGAAAGGAGAAGGUGGAGAAGAGGGCGAAGAAGCAGGAGGAGCGGAAGGUGGGGUACAGGGAGAAGGUGCGGGAGAAUGAGGAGAAGAAGAAGGAAAGGGAGAAGAAGGAGCGGGAUCGGUUUUGGGCGAAGGAGGGGAGGAAGAGGAAGGGGUGGGCUGAUGGGGAGGGUGAGGGGGGUGGGAAGAGGAGGAAGACUUAG